This is a messenger RNA of Onychomys torridus (southern grasshopper mouse), 445 nucleotides long. RefSeq names its product zinc finger protein 679-like. Lineage: Eukaryota; Metazoa; Chordata; Mammalia; Rodentia; Cricetidae. The record is from RefSeq and is a predicted model, not a curated record. The transcript is spliced from 5 exons. The annotation marks the transcript as partial. Gene Ontology annotation, biological process: regulation of DNA-templated transcription.
AUGCAAGUUAAUUUGUGUUCAUCUACCCACAAGUUGCAACAGGGAGCCACCAUCCCACCAAACCUUCCUCAUCAAGAUGCAGUUGAAGCAGAAGGUGCAGAGAAUGACCAGUCAGUUGUCAAGAAUCCAUUGACAUUCAGGGAUGUAGCUAUCAAUUUCUCCAAGGAGGAAUGGGAAUGCCUGGACACAUCUCAGAGGGAUUUGUACAGAGAGGUCAUGUUGGAGAACUACAGCAACCUGGUUUCUGUAGGCCUUUCUGUAUCAAAACCAGAGCUAGUCACCUGCCUGGAACAGAAUAAAGAACCCUGGAUUGUGAACCCAAAGGAAGUAGAAGGCAGAGAAUCAGCUCUGUUUUGUUAUCCCAUUCAUGAUUUGUUCCAAAAAGAGCACACACAGGAUCAUUGCCAUAGAAAAAUAUCAGAGAAGUUUGGAUGUGAUGUCCUUG